Molecule: messenger RNA, 548 nt
Organism: Prosopis cineraria
Lineage: Eukaryota; Viridiplantae; Streptophyta; Magnoliopsida; Fabales; Fabaceae
Product: actin-related protein 2/3 complex subunit 1A-like
Exons: 4
Coding region: 258-548 (96 amino acids)
Biological process (GO): Arp2/3 complex-mediated actin nucleation
Cellular component (GO): actin cytoskeleton; Arp2/3 protein complex
Molecular function (GO): actin filament binding
Source: RefSeq, a predicted model, not a curated record
GAAUGAUUAAUUAAUUUUUUGGACAAAAGCCGAGGAUAUAGGGAUAGCUAAAGUGAAAGCAAUUCAUCGGUAGGACAAGUGAUUGGGCACCUGAACCAGAAGUCACCACGAGACUGGUUCGAAUUUCCGGUUUGCUUUCACCUGUUCACACGCCGUUCACAAAUUCUCUGCUUUCUUUGUUCUUCCCUCGUCUCUGUUGCUUACAGAUCCCAUACAUUCAUUCUCUUUCCUUCCAAUUUCUGGCACUUUGGGCAACAAUGGCGGCGAUCGUGGUCCAACAAUUAGCUCACUGUAUCACUUGCCAUGCUUGGAGCCCUGACAAAUCCAUUGUUGCAUUUUGUCCCAAUAAUAAUGAAGUGCACAUCUACAAAUUGUUUGAAGACAAAUGGGAAAAGGUGCAUACCCUUCAAAAGCAUGACCAAAUAAUUUCUGGGAUUGACUGGAGUACAAGAACAAACAGAAUAGUGACUGCAUCGCAUGAUCGGAAUUCAUAUGUCUGGAACCUGAAGGAUCAGAAUGGGUGCCAACUCUUGUCAUCCUCAGGCUAA